AAUAAACGAUACAAACUUGUUAUCUGGAGAAAAAUGAUUGAAAAACUCUCUUUUUUGUGUUUUACUUUGUAUUUAAAAAAUUCACAUGAUUCUGAUAUUUAAUAUCAUGCCUGAGAUCAUUUACUACUUUAUUUGAUCGAUUAUACAUGAAAUUGAAAUUGGAGAAAACGUGGGUUUUGUCUAUUUUUCUUCUAAUUCGAUUUUUGUUCUAUGCAAGAUGCGUUUGUUUUGAAAUCAUUUAAUGUUCUUUUUUUUAUAUUUAAAAUAGUAAUUUUUUCUCUGCAUCUUCCUGAUUUCUUCCAUUCAUUGUAUAUUGACAUGUCUACAGUUGGAAAAUCCAUGUGUUUUAUUUUUCUAACUUGCUUUGACAUUCUGACGAGUAAGAAUUAUGCCAUGUAUUUGGCUCUAGUGAAGAUGUCUUGAUUCAUUUAAUUUAAUUUUCAAGUUUGUCCUGUUUAUCCUAAAAUAUAUUGUGCAAAAAAGGUAAAAUUAGAAACUAUCAACGCUUAGGCAAGAAAAUUUAAUUUCCUGGUAUUUCAGUUUCAAACCAAAGAUAAAUUUGAAGUCAUUUGGAGCUUUCUUCUCAUAUAAUUUCUGGAAGAAACUACACCCUUAACCUGGAUUCUUCACUGUUUCAGAAUUUCUUGCAUUAAAAUUGGCUUCGUUGUUGAGUGACAGUAUGGCUUUGGCCUUAACCAAUCUUUCGUGGUGGUUAUGGAGUGGGAAGCAUCAACAGUCAAGACUCUCCAGUGGCUCUUCCUUGAGUUCUUCACCUGAGUCUGGUACUUGGGAAUCUGAUGCUCUGAAGUUUCCUUUGGUUAAGAGGGCCAAUGUGGCCUCAUCAUCGAGAAAGGUGAAGCGAAAAUGGCAUAGUCGGGAAGAGAGGAAAAUCGACCGGGAGUAUGAUGUUGUUCUUGUGCCGUCGGAUGGUGGAUGUGUUUCUGGUUCUGAAUCUGACGACUCAGAUUGGUCAAUUGGAUGGUUGGAGCCUCAUGGACCUGAGUUUCAGAGUGAUGAUGAAACAGACGACAGUUUUGCCGUGCUUGUCCCAUGCUAUGGUCGUGGUCUUGAGGAAAUGGUGACAGAUACUAAGAACAAUAUUUUGAGCACUGUUGGGAUCAUUCCAGAUGGAUAUUCAGCUGAGAGCAAGAAGAACAUAGAACAGUGGCUUUCUUCUCUCCAGAAUUGCUGAUGUUCUGAAAUGUGUGGAAUUGAAGUGAUCAAGUAUAGCAGAAGAAAACAUAAAAAAGGGAAGAAAAAAAAACAAAAAAAUGAAAAAGUUGAGACAUUCCCGGUAUGAUUUUAAUGCUGGAAGAAAAUAUUCGUUAAUGUUGAUUGAAGCUAAUAUUUUUGAGGAGCAGACGAUACAGGAUUCCAGUGCUAUACAACUGGUAGAUGACUUGGUCGUUUUUAACAGCUCCUGCUGUAGACAUGAUUGGGAAUUUGGGACAAGUGGGCUGCUGCUGCCUUCCUGUUCCACAUUUGAGAAUAAGGAGACAACACCAAGAGAAGGAAAAAAAGAACAGCAAAAUAGCUGUAAAUUUACAGGAAAAGCACAAAAAAAGUUUUGGCUAGAGAUGAUUGAAGAAUAAUUUUAUUAAUUGGCGUGUGUGUGUGUUCCUGCUUUGUGAUUCUUGUAUGUAAAUAACGUGUACAUAUUAGAAGUGGGUCUAUGUUCGAAGAGCUUUGUAAGUAACUUUGUGGAUAAUUAUGUCUUGUUGUAGCAAAAACUUUAUAUGGCUUCUGCAAAAGCAGGGCUAACUCUGUAACAACUUUGUAAAUAACUUAGUGAAUAACUUUUAGUUCUUAUUUCUUUA
This is a messenger RNA of Humulus lupulus (European hop), 1817 nucleotides long. RefSeq lists its product as uncharacterized. The record is from RefSeq and is a predicted model, not a curated record. The transcript has 3 exons. NCBI's taxonomy places the organism in Eukaryota, Viridiplantae, Streptophyta, Magnoliopsida, Rosales, Cannabaceae. Bases 680 to 1192 code for a protein of 170 amino acids.